Zootermopsis nevadensis is the source of this 1575-nucleotide messenger RNA. Lineage: Eukaryota; Metazoa; Arthropoda; Insecta; Blattodea; Termopsidae. The record is from RefSeq and is a predicted model, not a curated record.
CCCCCCCCCCCACCCUGACAAUGCAGGUGCAACUGUUCCAUUCUUGUCACACUUCAACUCACACAAAACACAAAGGCCAACAAUAAGAACAUGGCAGUACGAGCUAUCACACCUCUCAGAAAUAGAGAGUAAAACCACUUGCACAUAACUUCAAAGACUGUAUUUCAGAAGCUCAGGUCCACUGUAUGAAAGGGUGACUUGUCUGUUGUCUGUCUGCAUUCCACUGACCCCACUUUCAUACAAAUCCAUAACCCAAGCCUCAUUAACCCUUCUUGUGAGCUGAUUUGGGAAAUAAUUGAGAACUGGGUUGCCAAGAAAAGUUCUAAUCCUCAGAUGACCUCAUCUAAAUAAUAUUUGCAAUUUCAUUCCUACACUUAAGGACACACAAACCAUCUUCAUAAGGGAGGUCAACUGGUUAAUGCUGUUUGAGGAUGUAAUUAUUCUGAGUAUUAUCAAAACACACCAAAACUGGUAGUAAAUAGUUACUAGUGGACUUCAAAGUGUUAAAUUUACUGACAGAAACUGGCUUCCACCUCAAACACUAGGAACAUAAAUGUGAUCAUAUGUGAACUAUUAAAAAUCAGAAUAUUAAUACAGAAGACCUUUUGGGUAAAGAUCAGCAAAUACACUUGGGAGGUAACAGUGAUGGCAGAAUUAGAACAGACUCUGGCAAUGAACCUGAUAACCAUAAUGGUGGUGAAACUUUGAACACCUCCAGAGAUAAAUGACCAUGCUCUUUUGUGUAUAUUUAUGACUUAAGGUUCCAAGAAGUUAGCAGUUUACAUUCUUGUGCUGUUGUGCUCGAUGCAAGUUACACUGAAGCAGCCAAGCAUUAAGAUAAAGGAAGAUCCACAUGAUACAGCAAAGUGAAGCAAGAUUCCAGUGUACAGUCGCUAUCUAAAAUAUCCAUUGGAAUUACAAGAACUACAGGGUUCAAAGGGUUAUCCUUAGUAGACGAAAUGACGAAAAGCUUUCUCUACUUUGCAUAUGGAAGUAAUUUGCUGGCUCAGAGGAUUCAUAUAAACAACCCUUCUGCAGUUCUAAAAGGAAUUGGAAAACUAAAGGACUACAGACUAGACUUUGGUGGACCAUAUUCAGACACAUGGUGUGGCCACCCUGCCACUGUGGUACCACAUGAAGGUAAACAUGUAUGGGGUGCAAUAUGGGAAGUAGAUAAUUCAAAUAUACUGGAUCUUGAUCGACAAGAAGGUGUACACCAGAACAUGUACUUCCCUAUUGAAGUAUGUAUAGAGACAAUGAAUGGUAAUGAGCUUAAUUGUCGAAGUUACCAACUCUGCUUAACACCUGAAUCCCUGAGAGACGGAGAGAUACUGCCUAAAGAGCGGCAACCAUCUCAAAUCUACUUGGAGGUCUUAAUUAAAGGAGCAAUGGAAUCUGGCUUGCCUUCUACAUAUAUAGAAGAACUUAGAAAAAUUCCAAACAAUGGUAAGAAAGGGAAUAUGAAGACACCUAUCAGCUUUUUCCUUGAAUGUAAUUAGUUACACCUAUAGACUGUUGUAUCAGAUCACAUUUACGUAAUAUGUUAUUGAAACAUAAACAUGUUUAUUUUUGAAU